AUGAAUCCUUUGAUUUCUGCUGCUUCCGUUAUUGCUGCUGGAUUAUCCGUAGGCCUUGCUUCUAUUGGACCUGGCAUUGGUCAAGGCACUGCUGCGGGACAAGCUGUUGAAGGUAUUGCGAGACAACCAGAGGCGGAGGAUAACCGUAAACAGAAAAUAUCGAGUACUAUUCAGAGUUCUGAAGAACUAUGUAAAGGAGCUGGUAAUCAACUUGAGCAAGCCCGGGCUCGCUUACGGGAAGUAGAAAGGCGGGUACGCGAAAUUCGGGUAAAUGGAUAUUCUCAAAUACAACAAGAAAAAAAUGAUCUUAUCAAUGUUGCUUCUAUUAAUUUGAAACAAUUAGAAAAUUUAAAGAAUGAAACCAUUCACUUGGAACAAGAAAGAGUAAUUGAACUGGUUCAAAAACAAAUUUCUUACCAAGCUGUCCAAAGAGCUCUAGGAACUCUGAAUAGUCGUUUGAAUAGCGAGUUACAUUUACGUACGAUCGAGCAUAAUAUCGACCUGCUCCUAGCCAUGAAAAACAUAACUGAUUAA
This is a messenger RNA of Cryptomeria japonica (Japanese cedar), 534 nucleotides long. Its product is annotated as ATP synthase subunit b, chloroplastic. NCBI's taxonomy places the organism in Eukaryota, Viridiplantae, Streptophyta, Pinopsida, Cupressales, Cupressaceae. The record is from RefSeq and is a predicted model, not a curated record. The transcript is spliced from 2 exons. Gene Ontology annotation, biological process: proton motive force-driven ATP synthesis; proton transmembrane transport. The coding region runs from base 1 to 534 and encodes 177 amino acids. Gene Ontology annotation, molecular function: proton transmembrane transporter activity.